AAGACAAAAAUUAUGAAUACCAAAGAUUUUGUAGUUCUUCCAUGGGGAAAACCUGGGAAUUCUAUAAAACUGAAAUAUAAAAAUGCUCAAGAAUUGCGAAUGGAGAAGGUGCGGUUAGAAAAGGAAAAUGAAGAGAUGGAAAAGAAACUACAAAAAUUCCGAUCUGCAAGGAGCAAAGAAAAGGAAGAAAUAGGGUCAAGUGGAUAUCACUGGAAGUCUGGAAAAGUGGGCAAAUUGAGUAAUCAAUCACACAUGAUGCUGCAAAAUAAAGGAAAUUCUAUUAAGCUUUCAGCCGGAAAUGUGAGAUUAAAGUUACUGAAGGAGCAGAUUCAAGAGUCAGAGAAAAAUCCAUCUAUUUAUAAAAUGGCAAAUUCUUCCAGAAGUGAAAAGCCCAAGAUAAAAGGGAAAGUUUGCGGCCAGUGUGAGGACAAAGCUGCUCUACUAGUUUGCCUUGAAUGUGGGGAAGAUUAUUGUUCAGGAUGCUUUGCUAAAAUUCACCAGAAGGGGGCACUGAAGCUCCACAGAACAACUCUUCUGCAGGCAAAAUCUGAAGUAUUAUCCAGUGUAUUGGAUGUAGCCCAUCAAUUUAUAAAAGAAGCUAAUCCAGAUGAACCCAAAGUGGAGAAUACUUCUACAAAAGAGAGCAAUAAAACUCAGAAUAAACUUCAACCUGUACUGCAGGGGAACAGUUCAGGGGUGGAUAUUGCCAUAACAAAGAAAGUAGAAUGUACAAAUCCAAGAGAGAGGCUCUUGCGUGAAGGGUCAUUCAGUGAAGAAGCUUCUGCCCAGUCCUUUCAGGAAGUGUUAGGUCAGUGGAGAGCCGGAAAUCAUGAAGACAAGAAACAGAACUUACAUGCAACGAAACUAGACUCUUUGGGAGCAUGUGAAGUACAGACUAAUCUGAAAAUUUGGAGAGAACCACUUAAUAUUGAAUUUAAAGAAGACAGUCUAUCCUACAUGGAAAAAUUAUGGCUUAAAAAACACAGGAGAACUCCUCGGGAGCAACUUUUUAACAUGGUGCCGAGUACAUUCAUAAAUCCAUGUAAAACUUCUAGUGAGGCACAGUGUUCUCAGAGGGAAAAUGAUGAAGACAGUGAUGAUCAAUCAAGCCUGGUACAAAACCCAGCUCUUUUUCUGCCAGUAGAAGAAUUAAUUAUUGAGAGACCUGAACCAUCUCUAAAGAUAGUUGAAUUGGAUGAUACAUAUGAAGAGGAUUUUGAAGAACCAGGAAACGUUGUACCAUACAAAGUUGAGUUAGCUGAUGCAGACAGUCAACAAAGUUGUACAAUUUGUGAUUAUCAGAAUAGCUUCCUGUAUGAAAAUGACAUCCAUCAACAUCAUGUUUUAAACAAGGGAAGACCAGUUAACUUGCAUCUUUGUCUGAGAAACAGCUUUACAUAUUGCAAAGAUAACUUAAAAGCAGGAACUUCAAAUGCAGAUUUUGACAAUGUGGUGGAUUUUGAUGUUUAUUCUGACAUUGAUAAAAUAGCAGAAAGCAACUCUUUUAAAAGAAAUGUAAAAGAGAAAAGUAUGGAUGGAGAAAGUAAUCAAAAAUCUGAUUAUUCCUGCAUAUCACUUGAGAACAAGGGUUCUUUGGCAAAUAAUACAGAUUUAGGAAAACCUCCCAUUGAAGAGAAAUUAAUUCAAGAUAUCAAUGAUUCCUUGGAAUUUAGCAAUCUGCAUAAGAGACCAAACUUUGAAGAUUCUAAAACAACAGAGUCACCACUGUUGUUACAAGAAAUAGCCCUCAGAAGUAAGCCUAUAAUUGAGCAAUAUCAAGGACUUGAAAGAUUCUUUAUUUUUGAUAAAAAUGAAAGACUCAACUUACUUUCUUCUCAUAGCUUAGAAUGCAGCUAUUCCAGACCUUGGAAUACAUUUGCAGGGGACAGAGAAUGGAUCCCAGACCACAGCCUAAGUACACAUGCUGAUAAUGCAGUUGCCUUGUGUGUUCUGAAGAGUGUCCAGAAUCUAUCUUCAAUAAGAAAACAACAAAAGAUAGACCAGAAAUCACAGAGACCCUCAACAGCAGAUUUGCCAGUUUCCAAUUCUGUUACAAAAUGCUCCAGAUGCCUUUCAUCCUCUCAUUCUCAAUCAAGUAGUGCAGCUGCUCAAUCACCAUCCAGAGCUGCAUCUGAAGUUUCAGAAAUUGAAUAUGUUGAUACUGCUGACCAGAAUGAACCUUUCUUAGAUGACGCUGCUGAUCAACAAACCAUAGCAAGUUUGGAAAAAGAAUUAAAUGUGCUGAGAAAUCUUGCAGAUCCUUCAGAGAAACUUUACAGCCCAACCUCAGAAGAGUUACCAGCCUUCAACAGCCUUUUGCUGGAUCUAAGUCAGACUUCCACAGGCUGUGUUACAACCACCCAAGUGAGGGGUCCCUGUGGAGUUGAGGACUGGAGGUCUUCUGGAAAAGAUACUGCAGUCCAGUCUUCGCUGUCACUUUCUGAGAGCAGUACAGAUGAGGAAGAUUUGAUUGAUAAGCAACAAGUCAUCACACUACCAUGGUCGGAGAGUACUUAG
Molecule: messenger RNA, 2517 nt
Organism: Lepus europaeus (European hare)
Lineage: Eukaryota; Metazoa; Chordata; Mammalia; Lagomorpha; Leporidae
Gene: ZBBX
Product: zinc finger B-box domain containing
Exons: 19
Coding region: 13-2517 (834 amino acids)
Biological process (GO): cilium movement
Cellular component (GO): motile cilium
Molecular function (GO): zinc ion binding
Source: RefSeq, a predicted model, not a curated record